GAACUUGAUUUCAAAAUCAUUUUCUGCUCCCUGGUAAGAAUGGCUGCCGGUGCCUCCAUUUUUUUGCCAACAGCGGGGUUAUGCUGAGCCCCUGCUCUCUGGGGACUCGAGUCUCGGUGCCAUCCAAAGGGCCUAAAUGACCAGGUGCCUCGGAGCUGUGCGGGGCAGCAGCGUCUUACUUGUGUCCUUGGGAAAUUCACAGGACCAGAAAUACUACCCACCGGACUUCGACCCCUCCAAGAUCCCCAAACUCAAGCUGCCCAAGGACCGGCAGUACGUGGUGCGAUUGAUGGCCCCCUUCAACAUGAGGUGUAAAACGUGUGGCGAAUACAUCUACAAGGGGAAGAAAUUCAACGCCCGCAAGGAGACAGUGCAGAACGAGGUGUACCUGGGCCUGCCCAUCUUCCGCUUCUACAUCAAGUGCACGCGCUGUCUGGCGGAGAUCACGUUCAAGACAGACCCGGAGAACACGGACUACACCAUGGAGCACGGGGCCACGCGGAACUUCCAGGCCGAGAAGCUCCUGGAGGAGGAGGAGAAGCGGGUGCAGAAGGAGCGGGAGGACGAGGAACUGAACAACCCCAUGAAGGUGCUGGAGAACCGCACGAAGGACUCAAAGCUGGAGAUGGAGGUGCUGGAGAACCUGCAGGAGCUCAAGGACCUGAACCAGCGGCAGGCGCACGUGGACUUCGAGGCCAUGCUGCGGCAGCACCGGCUGUCGGAGGAGGAGCUGCAGCAGCGGCAGCAGGAGGAAGACGAGCGUGAGACCGCGGCUCUCCUGGAGGAGGCUCAGAAGCGAAGGCUCCUGGAGGACUCGGACUCAGAGGACGAAGCUGCAUCAGCCCCACCGGCCCCGCCAGCCCUGCGGCCCCAGCCCACCGCCAUCCUGCAUGAGGCCCCAAAGGCCAGGAGGAAGACGGAUGGCCUGGGCAGCAGGUCGCAGCUCUCUGGCUUGGUGGUGGUGAAAAAGGCGAAGACAGAAGCGGAGGGCGCCGGCCCCCAGCCUGGCCAGGCUCCUCCCGGCUCAGGAGCCCCAGAGAGCAGAGGGGCUGCUGACCCCGCCUCCCUGCCACGCGGUGCCUCCUCCCUGGGCCAGCUGGGAGCCUAUGGGGACAGUGAGGACAGUGACAACAGCGUCUGACCCCACCGUCCCAGCGACAGGCGUCACGGUGCAGGGGUCAUUCCAGAGAGGCAGGAGGCCCCGACACCUCCCACAGCUGCCACGGACUUGUGUCUCUCCUCUCUCUGGCCCUGCUGCCCUUGUGUUACGGCCUGUGCCACCCUGCCCUGUCCCCGGGUCAUCUCCACCCCUUCCACCCACAGAGCCAUCUGGAAGCAAUAAAAGGCUCUGUCUGUGGUCUGGGUGGCUGCUCUGGAGGGCUGGGCCAGCGAGGCCUCUGCUCAAGACCCCAGGGUGCAGACCCAGGGUGUGGUACCGGAUGUGGGGCCGGGUCGGGCCACCGCACAGCUCUGUUAGUGCCAAGCUCAGGUACUGCGUCCGCCUGACUUCUGAGCUGUAACAGAACGGCCGAGCCCCAGGCCUUCACAAAGAGAAGAGGUACCCAGCACCCAGCUCUGCAGGCCCACAUCGUGGCUCCAGGUGUCGCCGUGGGAGUGUGGCAGAGCCGGGCUUGCUUUGUCCUUUGUUUGUAUCUUAACAGUACUAAGGAUGGAACCCAGGGCCUUUGCACUGAGCUACAUCUCCAGCCCUUUAUAUUUCUUGAGACUCAAUCCUGCUAAGUUGCACAGCCUAGGCGCAACUUGUGAUCCUCCUGCCUCAGCCUCCUAGAGUGCUAGAGUGACAGGCGUGUGCUACUAUACCUAACUGGUUUUUGUUUUGUUUUGCUUUUUGCCUUUAGUACCAAGAGUCAAACUCAGGACCUUGCGCUUUUGAGGCAGGCAGCAACUGGAUAUUUUUAUGUUUAAUUCUUGUUUUCCUGGGGCUUUCCUUUCUCACCCGUGUCCUCAGAGCAGCCUUGUCCUUGGCCCCCAGUCCCGAUGUAGGGGCUCCUGACAGUGAGCCGGUAGAGGGAGCGGCUGGGUCUGUGGUUUGUGUCCCGGCUCCCCGGCCCCUCCUGUCAUCCCACAUCCCCCUCCCCUUCCAUGCUCACAGUGCCCGCAGCGCCAGAUAAAGGAGCUGUCACCCUGUCUUCUCGGGGCUGUCAGGCCGCAUCCAGAAUCUCCUCCAUCAGCUCCCCUGGGGCCGCCGCACAUCAGAGGGCUGAGCGUGGGGGACACUGGGGCCCCCUGGGCCCAGCAGGAGAGGGUGCACCUGCCUCGUGCCCGUGCCCAGCACCGCACCAGGCUGUCCCCACUGCCGCCACCAACUGCAGCUGUCACCGCCCCCAACGGGAGCCUCCUCUGCGGCUGGGGCCUUCAUCGCCCUCCCCCGCUGCGCUGCCUGCCGGUCGGAUGGGCCCUCAAAGGUUGCACCGAGCCCCCAGCAGCCCGAACAUCUGAGGGAAGCUCGUGCCUCCACCCGGGUCAGCUGCAGACAGAAGUCAGGCCUUGUCUUCUCAGAUGUACACUCCUUCCCUUGGGCUGGGUCCUCCAAGGGACGGAAUCCUGCCUCUCCCAUCAGCAAGCCAUCAUUUGAGACUCAAGGUUGUGAAUUGGCAAAGGCAGAACUGGGCCAGGGAGACUUGGGAGGCUGAGGCAGGAGGACCCUAAGUUUGAGCUCAGCCUGGUCACGUCAGAAAUACCAUGUCUCAAAGUAGGUAAAAAGGGGUGGGCGUAGCUCAGUGGUUGAGCACCUGUCUGACAGCAGUUCAUCCCCAGUGCUGCAAAAAGAAGAAAAUUAAAAGGCUAUGUCCAGGAGCUCCUAAGAUAGAGCCUCCCACCACUGCCUGUUGGACUAGGACUUUCUCUUUGUUCCGUUUUGCUUUUUGAGACAGAGUCUCACUAUGUAUGUAGCCUAGGAUGGCCUGAAAUUCACAGCAGUC
Molecule: messenger RNA, 2942 nt
Organism: Fukomys damarensis (Damara mole-rat)
Lineage: Eukaryota; Metazoa; Chordata; Mammalia; Rodentia; Bathyergidae
Gene: Yju2
Product: YJU2 splicing factor homolog
Exons: 8
Coding region: 137-1141 (334 amino acids)
Biological process (GO): mRNA splicing, via spliceosome
Cellular component (GO): U2-type catalytic step 1 spliceosome
Source: RefSeq, a predicted model, not a curated record